This is a messenger RNA of Knipowitschia caucasica, 573 nucleotides long. Lineage: Eukaryota; Metazoa; Chordata; Actinopteri; Gobiiformes; Gobiidae. The record is from the annotation of a GenBank genome assembly.
AUGGCCCAUACUAUUAACCUGGCAGUCAGAAAAGGGCUUUCAGAGCGUUCUGUAGCAACAGCAGUCAGCCGCCUAAAGGCUGCUGCUCAACAUUUCAAACACUCCCCUACAGACAGCUAUCUCCUGGAGUCCAAACAGAAGCUCCUUGGUCUCAAACCAGUUCAGCUCAUCAAUGACUGCCCCACUCGCUGGAACAGUACCUACCACAUGAUCUGUGGGGCAGCUGAUCAACAAGCCCCUGUUGCAGCAGUGAUAAUGGAAAAGAAAGUCAGCUCCCUGGAGCUCAGCAGUGUCGAGUGGACCCUAAUGGAGAAGGUGAAACACGUGCUGAAACCGUUCAAAGUAGCCACUCAGGCGCUGUCAAUGGAAGACUUCCCAACAGCAUCAGGUCCUUCCCCUGCAGCGCGAUACGGGCCCAACAAAGAUGCAUUCUUGCUUCUGAACACAGCCAGCUACUUGGACCCGUGUUUUCAGCGGCUCGUGUGUUUGGAUGAAGAGUGGCGGCAGGCGGUGCGAGAUAGGGUUCAGAGGGAGCUUGUAGACCUCAGCAGGAGACAGGUGCAGAGGAUGUGA